GCCUCCUUACAAACAAGCUGAUUUCGCAAUGGGCUCUUCAUAUUUUUUAUGGACUCGGAUUCAAACGAGGCUUUUAGUUGUUAAAGCUCGAAUGUCCAGCCAUUGCAGGCCUGCUCGAGAAAGGGCGGUUCGGCUUCAGUUCCGCUUAACCGGAGACUUCCCGGAGGGAAACCAGAAAACGGACGCAGAGGAGAAACCCGGAGAACGAGAAAACGUUUGGCAAUCUGAACGUUUUGAAACCUUUCUCCAAACCCCAAACUCCCGCGCUCACUUCACUCUUCGAAGUCAAUUUCUUCCUUCUUCACUCCAAUUCCUAACUCGCAGAAGAACCCGUAGCUUUGCUUGACUGAUUCAUCCAUGGCGCAUCUUCCGAUUGUUCAAUUCGAGGAGCAGAUCAUUAGAACGGUGGAAGACAAUUCGGUGGUGGUCGUCAUCGGAGAGACAGGUUCCGGUAAAAGCACACAACUCUCGCAGAUGCUGCACCGCCAUGGCUACUCCAAGCGAGGAAUAAUCGGCGUCACUCAGCCUCGUCGAGUUGCUGCUGUCUCCGUUGCCAGACGAGUCGCUCAGGAGCUCGGCGUUAAGCUUGGGGAGGAAGUAGGUUACGCGAUUCGGUUUGAAGAUAGGACUUCAGAUUUAACGCGAAUCAAAUACCUCACUGAUGGAGUCCUUCUCCGAGAAAGUUUAUCUGACCCUGAGCUUAGCCAUUAUUCGGUCAUUAUAUUGGAUGAAGCCCAUGAGAGGAGCUUGAACACAGACAUUCUAUUGGGUCUGGUGAAGCGAUUGACUAAACUGCGUGCCUCCAAUUUGAAAGUUCUGAUCACAUCUGCAACUCUGGAUGGGGAGAAAGUAUCUGAAUUCUUUUCUGAGUCCCCGAUUCUGAACGUCCCUGGAAAGCUAUACCCUGUGGAAGUAGUAUACAGUAGGGAACGUCCUAUAAGUUAUACGGAAUCUUGCCUGAAAACAGCUCUAGAUAUACAUCGUAAUGAACCUGAAGGUGAUGUGCUGAUAUUCAUGACCGGACAGGAUGAUAUUGAGAAGCUGGUCUCGAAAUUGGAGAAUAAGAUUCGAGGCCUAGAGGAAGGUUCCUGCAUGGAUGCAAUUAUCCUCCCUCUUCAUGGUUCUUUGCCACCUGAAAUGCAGGUGAAAGUGUUUAGUCCUGCUCCUCCAAAUUGUAGGCGAUUUAUUGUUGCCACGAACAUUGCUGAAACUUCUUUGACUGUUGAUGGAGUUGUGUAUGUUGUUGAUUCGGGUUAUGUAAAGCAAAGGCAAUACAAUCCAUCAACUGGCAUGUAUUCUCUUGAUGUUGUUCAGAUCAGCAAAGUGCAAGCAAAUCAGCGUGCAGGGCGAGCAGGGAGGACGCGCCCUGGAAAGUGCUAUAGGUUAUACCCUUCCUUAAUGUAUCAAGAUGAAUUGCUCGAUGUGACUGUCCCAGAGAUACAGCGAACUUCACUUGCUGGCACCGUCCUUUACUUGAAGUCCUUGGAUCUCCCUGACAUUGAUAUUCUUAAGUUUGAUUUCCUGGACCCGCCUUCUGCUGAGUCGCUAGAAGAUGCUUUAAAACAACUGUAUCUAAUUGAUGCAAUUGAUGAAAAUGGAGCAAUCACAAGUAUUGGACGGACAAUGGCUGAACUGCCACUAGAACCCUCACUUUCCAGAACAUUAUUAGAAGCAAAUGAGAACGGUUGCUUAUCCCAAGCUUUGACUGUUGCUGCUAUGUUAUCUGCAGAAACUUCAUUGCUUCCUAAUCGAAGUAGCAAGAACAAUGAAAAGAAGAGGAAACAAGAACCUGUAGAACUCCCUACUGGAUCUGGUUAUGGUGAUCACAUCCAGAUGCUACAGAUCUAUGAGCAAUGGGAUCAGAAUGGGUAUGACAUUAGGUGGUGCAGAGAUACUGGCUUGCAGGAGCGAGGAAUGGUGUUUGUUAAAGACGUCCGGAAACAAUUAUGUCAGAUUAUGCAGAAAAUUGCCAAGGGUUCAACCGAUGUACGAGCCAAUCGAAGAUACCGUGAAAGCGAACAUGAUUAUAGGAAUUUAAGGAAGGCCUUGUGUGUAGGCUACGCAAAUAGGCUUGCUGAGAGAAUGAUUCAGCACAAUGGUUACAGAACUAUAGGGUUCAAGCCUCAACUAAUUCAGGUGCACCCUUCUUCAGUGCUAAAAGCUGACGAUGACGGAAUGUUCCCAAACUAUGUUGUCUAUCAUGAGCUUAUCACCACUUCUCGUCCAUACAUGCGGAAUCUCUGUACUGUGGAGAUGAGAUGGGUCUCUCCCAUUUUCAAGAAGCUUGAGAACUUGGAUGUCAGCAAACUCAGUGGAGGACUUCAUCGUGAUGUAAGAAAUGGAGAAGGAAAAUCCUUGACGAAAAAAGAACAUGUUGCUGCUAGGAUUCCCGACGACCAUGAGAGCAGAGUCCUGGCUGCUCGUCAACGGUUUCUCGCUCGAAAAGCACAGAAAUGAGUUUCUCUCAUCAUUCGUUUGCCUCAAGUACCAGUCAUUGAUACAAGGACUCGUCAAAGUGAAAAGCUGCUAGACAUCUCUGGAGUCUGAACUAAGCUUAGCUUCACCUUUCUGGUAGCUCGUGAGAUCCAAAAGCCUCUGAGCGCUAGAGUUCUACUUGCACAGUUACACUAGUAGGCUCCCGCAUCUGUCUAUUUUCGGCUGUAUUUCCCCCAUGUAUGCUUUCAUUAACACUGGAACACUAAAACGAAUGGCAGUGAUAGUGAAGAACAACUGCUGUAGGAUUGUAUUUGUAGCACUGCCAGAUUUACAGAGAUCUGAACUCCUUGCUGAUUACAACUGUUAUUGCUUGUCACCCGAUGUUGCAAAACAGGAACCCAAAGCUGAUGCACUUGCCGAAGUUAGCAUGGGAGCCUGUUCGCAGAAACCUUGUUCCAUUUUUAUCUCCACUGCAUAGUAACAUUCCAUGCUUUCAUCACGGCCUCAUAGGGAACUUCACAAGGGUUGAAAAAGUUCGGAUGGAAACGAGUUUGCAGAAACAGAGCCAGCAUCAAGCAGUACAAAACAAAAGCUACGCCAAAGAGCACAACAGCACCACUGGACCUCAAACAAACACUCCACAGUUCCGCAAAGCCAUCAAGAAGGCAUCAGCAACGCUCUAGCGACAAUCUAUAGCAGCUUCCGACAGAAAACGAUCGCCGCAUCAUCCAACCAGCAAUCAAUUGAGGAACUUCUUGAUUUCCCAUGAGCCACAAGCCAAUCCAACAUCGACCUAACAAUACUACUCCGACGAGUGGCUUGCUUAGCUGAUAAAUUAACUGGUUUCUCUCUGGCCAUAGCAGACACCACUCACCAAUAGAUUUCAUACUGUCAGUUAAUUUUGAACUUGUUGUACUGAGCUGCUUAUUUUACCAGCGUACAAACACGCAAAAUCAAGCAAUGGAAUUGAUAUUACUUGAUAGAAUUCCUUUGACAAUAAGGAGUCUACAGCUAUCUGUAGCCUCGCAGAUAGCAAACUACAAGUAUUGAACUAAAAUUGGUGGGGUGAUUCUAGUAGAAACGACCCUCCAAAAAUAGACGUAUGCCUCUGUUAAGCAGCGCGCACACGGUAUUCUUUAGUAAAAGGCGAAAGAAUAGUUCGCUAUGUGCUCACUGCAAGGCUGCGUGCUUUCGAAUGGAAGGGAUUGCUUGCCUUUUAAACCAGAGCUGGUGAUCGUCUCGUGCAUGAUUUGGCGAUGUGGUAGAAGUGCUUUACUACUGAGAUAGAGCUUGUUGUCUGUGGGCUUCGCUUCAUCGUGUUAUAAAUUGCCCAGCUUAUAAAUGGGUUUUCACUUCAGCUUGGGCCCGCCAACCUUACUACCACAUACCAUUUUGCGCCCAAACUUCUACCAUAGGGUCCCCUUGAAACUUGAAUCACUCCAAGCCAAGGUUGUCAAACCGGUUUAAGUCAUUGAGCCGGUCAAGCAAGGGGUUUGAGGUUUAAUGGUCUGAUCGGGGUCCGGCCGGUUUGAGCCGUUUUAGACGUUUUCUAAAUAUAUAUACAAAUAAAGUAGUAAUUAAAAA
Molecule: messenger RNA, 4020 nt
Organism: Linum trigynum
Lineage: Eukaryota; Viridiplantae; Streptophyta; Magnoliopsida; Malpighiales; Linaceae
Source: the annotation of a GenBank genome assembly